Cladocopium goreaui is the source of this 2055-nucleotide messenger RNA. Lineage: Eukaryota; Dinophyceae; Suessiales; Symbiodiniaceae. The record is from the annotation of a GenBank genome assembly.
GACUCCUUGCCGUCAUGAGUUGCCAUGGCGGUCCCGGGCCCCGGCGGCCCCGGAUGGCCCCAAGGGUCGGUAGAUCCUCGGGUGCCCAGCGCAGUUGGAGCUAAUGGACUCAUUGGACAGGUUCCACCGAUGCCAUGUCAGGGGUCACCUGGCCAGCCUGGUAACCCUACGAAUCCUGGUGACUUUGCUGCACUGGGAUGCAAUCCCAAAUCUCUACCUGCCAAUGCGACCAAUGUGACUGUCAACGUCUUCAAUCAGCCCAUGUCACAGCCCAUGUUGGCGGCCUUACAGCAGAUCUUGGGAGGGAACUUCCCCACCGGUGCUGCUGGCACUGAUGGGUUGGGUCGGCCUCAAGCCGUUCCUGCAAUGGCUGCAAUGACAGCUCCAGCGGCGCCAGCACCACUCGCACCACCGGCGCCACCAGCACCGCAGGCGCCACAGGCGCCUCUGGCACCACCGGCUCCUGGGGUGCUUCAAGCAGCCCCCGUCAUUUCCAGAGCAACGCCCAAAUCGCAGGGUGCUGGGUCCACCUCCAAGACGAGUGAGAACGAUGCCAACAGACCGGCUAAGUCCCAGAUGGUUGGAUCCCUUCUCUCUGCCUAUGACGAUCACGACGAUGAGUCCGACAUGGAUGCAGAACCCGCGGCCGCUCCGGAAGCGACGGCAGAUGCGGGAGCCGUGGGAGCCGGGGGAGCCGCGGGAGCCGUGCCCACGGUGGAAUCCAGGAGUUGGUCCAAUUGGGAAGAUAUGUCAGAUCCUCGGUGUCGUCAUGGCAUCGUCAUGGGGAAGCAGCCAGAGGAACUCGUCUCAGCGUGGCCGCGCGAUUUGUCGCAGUAUCCUCCGGGAUAUCCACCCGCACAGCCCCCGGGAUGCUGCACGCAACGCUGCCACUGCAUGGAUGGCACAAAGAGGCCCCAGCAGUGGGAGGUGAAGAAGGAUUGGCUAGACGAUGACUCAGAGGAGGCGAAAGCUCGGGCCCAAUCUGCACAGAAGUGUGUGGAGGCACUGAGCACUCAAUCCUUUUGCUCACGGCGCGGGCGGGUGUCCAAGCAACACUUCUUGGAACCACAGGGCGACGCUGCCACAAGGGAGACAGAGGCCUUCCAGGCUCGAUCUGUGCUGAACGAGCUGAGCAAGCAGCUGGCAGAAGCCUUGCGCCAAGCAGUGGUGUCACUGCCGCGAAGCCAAAUGGUGGAUGGGUUUCCUAUUCCGGUGCGCUCUCUUUUACUAGCAGCUGGACUAGGUGCCGACUAUGCACCUCUGCGCAUUCGCGGUUUGUCGGAGGCUGUGCGGAUACGCUUUGACCCAAUUGGAGCAAGAGUCCUGCCGCAAGGACUGGCCGCAGGGGCGCUCCUGCGGCUUCAAGUCGUUCUCUCUGAGGGAGAGGUAGCUCUAGAUGUGGGCAGACUUCAAGACCAGCCAAGUGAUAUGAACACCUUGAGUCGCUCGGUAGGGUCAGCAAUUGCCAGGCUGCGGGACGUGUCGCCACCCUCUGUGCGCGACUGUUUGAUGCAGGGCUUUGAGGAGGUUUGGGACUCUCAACGUGGAGCCUUACGAGAGGCGCUUCCCAUUACGCAUGUGCUAGAAGUCUUGGAACGCUUGAGGAGGAUGGCCAGUUCUGCAGCAGUGGCGCAGUUAGGAUUGACAGCGGCGCCAGAGGUAGGUUGCUGUGGAUGUCCAACCGAUCCAUGGGGCGAUGCCAGUUCCACCAGUCCUGGCAGAGAUGAUGAAGGAUGGCAUGCCGCAAGAUCCAACUUUCCCUGCCGGAUUUCCGCCUGGCUUCCCUCCGGGUUUUCCGCCUGGUUUUCCACCGGGUUUCCCCGGCUUUGGUUUCCCUGGCGCCUUCCCAAUGAGGCCGUUCUUGGAUCCAGAGCUGGAUACACCUCCUGCGCCGUUGACCACCUCCAAGACAGCAACAAAGGCUCCACCUUGGCUCAAUGCCUUGCCGCUUCCGCCUCCUCCGAAGUCAACGCCGGUGCAAAUUCCCGAUUGGGCCCUUCAAUGACUUUGUCUUGCGCCCAAGGUCAUGCGUGAAAAUACCUUUGGCGCACUGAG